This is a messenger RNA of Choloepus didactylus (southern two-toed sloth), 10722 nucleotides long. It is a transcript of the gene SCUBE2, whose product is annotated as signal peptide, CUB domain and EGF like domain containing 2. Bases 53 to 3163 code for a protein of 1036 amino acids. The transcript has 23 exons. The record is from RefSeq and is a predicted model, not a curated record. Gene Ontology annotation, biological process: signal transduction. Gene Ontology annotation, cellular component: cell surface. Gene Ontology annotation, molecular function: calcium ion binding. NCBI's taxonomy places the organism in Eukaryota, Metazoa, Chordata, Mammalia, Pilosa, Megalonychidae.
CGCGCUCGCCGCCCGCGCUCCGCCGCCUCUGGCCGCAGCCGCCGCGCCAUCCAUGGGGGUCGCGGGCCGCAGCUGUCCCGGGGCGGCCCGGGCGCUGCUGCUGCUGCUGCUGCCGCUGCCGCUGCUACUGACGGCGGCCGCUCCGCCGGGCCCCGGCCGCGCCACGGAGCUGCCAGAGGAUGUGGAUGAGUGUGUCCAAGGGCUGGAUGACUGCCAUGCCAGUGCCCUGUGUCAGAACACACCCACCUCCUACAAGUGCUCCUGCAAGCCUGGCUAUCAAGGGGAGGGCAAGCAGUGUGAGGACAUUGAUGAAUGUGGAAAUGAACUCAACGGAGGCUGUGUCCAUGACUGUUUGAAUAUUCCAGGCAAUUAUCGCUGCACUUGUUUUGAUGGCUUCAUGUUGGCUCAUGAUGGUCAUAAUUGUCUUGACGUGGAUGAAUGCCUGGAGAACAAUGGCGGCUGCCAGCACACCUGCGUCAACGUCAUGGGGAGCUACGAGUGCCGCUGCAAGGAAGGGUUUUUCCUGAGUGACAAUCAGCACACGUGCAUUCACCGCUCAGAAGAGGGCCUGAGCUGCAUGAAUAAGGAUCACGGCUGUAGCCACAUCUGCAAGGAGGCCCCGAGGGGCAGCAUCGCCUGUGAGUGCAGGCCUGGUUUUGAGCUGGCCAAGAACCAGAGAGACUGUAUCUUGACCUGUAACCAUGGAAAUGGUGGGUGCCAGCACUCCUGCGAGGACACGGCUGAAGGCCUGGAGUGUAGCUGCCACCCACAGUACAAGAUGCACACGGAUGGGCGGAGCUGCCUCGAGCGAGAGGACGUUGCCUUGGAGGCGACAGAAAACAAUGCCACAUCCGUGGUGGAUGGGGACAAACGAGUGAAGCGGAGGCUGCUCAUGGAAACGUGUGCUGUCAACAAUGGAGGUUGUGACCGCACCUGUAAGGACACUUCAACAGGUGUUCACUGCAGUUGUCCUGUUGGGUUCACGCUCCAGUUGGAUGGCAAGACCUGUAAAGAUAUUGAUGAGUGCCAUGUCCGCAAUGGAGGUUGUGAUCAUUUCUGCAAAAACACUGUGGGCAGUUUUGACUGCAGCUGCAAAAAAGGAUUUAAAUUAUUAACAGAUGAGAAGUCUUGCCAAGAUGUGGACGAGUGCUCUUUGGAUAGGACAUGUGAUCACAGCUGCAACAACCACCCUGGCACAUUUACAUGUGCUUGCAACAAGGGGUACACCCUCUACGGCUUUACCCACUGUGGAGACACAAACGAGUGCAGCGUCAACAACGGAGGCUGUCAGCAGGUCUGUGUGAAUACGGUGGGCGGCUACGAAUGCCAGUGCCAUUCUGGGUACAAGCUCCACUGGAAUAAAAAAGACUGCGUGGAAGAGAAGGGGCUCCUGCCCAAUAGUGUGUCACCCCACGUGUCCCUGAACUGUGGAAGGAGUGGUGGAGGAGACAGGUGCUUCCUCAGAUGUCACUCUGGCAUUCACCUCUCUUCAGGACUGCAAGAGGCCUACUCUGUUACCUGCGGCCCUUCCUCUCCUCUCAGGAGCAAACAGCAAAAAUCAAAUGACUCUGCUUUCGGGGGUAACAUCUCUCACUUGUUUCUUUCUGAAGAUGUCGCCACCGUGAGGACAAGUGUAACCUUUAAGCUAAAUGAAGGCAAGUGUAGUUUGAAAAAGGCUGAGCUGUUUCCCGAGGGUCUGCAACCAGCACUACCAGAGAAGCACAGCUCAGUAAAAGAGAGCUUCCACUACGCAAACCUUACAUGCAGCUCCAGCAAGCAAGUCCCAGGAGCCCCUGGCCAACCAAGCACUGCUAAGGAAAUGUUUAUCACUGUUGAGUUUGAGCUUGAAACUAACCAAAAGGAGGUGACAGCUUCUUGCGAUCUGAGCUGCAUCGUAAAGAGAACAGAGAAGCGGCUCCGGAAAGCCAUCCGCACACUCCGGAAAGCUGUCCACAGGGAGCAGUUUCACCUCCAACUAUCAGGGAUGGACCUUGAAGUAGCUAAAAAGUCUCCCAGAACAUCUGAACACCUGGCAGAAUCCUGUGGAGUGGGACAGGGCCACAUGGAAAACCAGUGUGUCAAUUGCAGGUCUGGGACUUAUUAUGAUGGAGCACAAGAACGCUGCAUUUUAUGUCCAAAUGGAACCUUCCAAAACGAGGAAGGACAAAUCACAUGUGAACCGUGCCCAAGACCAGAAAAUCCUGGAGCCCUGAAGACCCCAGAAGCUUGGAAUGCAUCUGAAUGUGGAGGUCUGUGCCAACCCGGUGAAUAUGCCACAGAUGGCUUUGCACCCUGCCAGCUCUGUCCCCUGGGCACAUUCCAGCCUGAAGCUGGCCGCACUUCCUGCUUCCCUUGUGGAGGAGGCCUACCCACUAAACACCUGGGAGCCACUUCCUUCCAGGACUGUGAAACCAGAGUUCAAUGUUCACCUGGACAUUUCUACAACACCACAACUCACCGAUGUAUUCGUUGCCCAGCGGGAACAUAUCAGCCUGAAUUUGGAAAAAAUAAUUGUGUUUCCUGUCCAGGAAAUACUACGACUGACUUUGACGGCUCCACAAAUAUAACCCAGUGUAAAAACAGAAGAUGUGGAGGGGAGCUGGGAGAUUUCACUGGAUACAUCGAAUCUCCAAACUACCCAGGCAAUUACCCAGCCAACACCGAGUGUACGUGGACCAUCAACCCACCCCCCAAGCGCCGCAUAUUGAUUGUGGUCCCUGAGAUCUUCCUGCCCAUCGAGGACGACUGUGGAGAUUACCUGGUGAUGCGGAAAACAUCCUCCUCGAAUUCUGUGACAACCUAUGAAACCUGCCAGACCUACGAACGCCCCAUCGCCUUCACCUCCAGGUCGAAGAAGCUGUGGAUUCAGUUUAAGUCCAAUGAAGGGAACAGCGCCAAAGGGUUCCAAGUCCCGUAUGUGACGUACGAUGAGGACUACCAGGAACUCAUUGAAGACAUAGUUCGAGAUGGCAGGCUCUAUGCAUCUGAAAAUCAUCAGGAAAUACUUAAGGAUAAGAAACUGAUCAAGGCUCUGUUUGACGUCCUGGCCCACCCCCAGAACUAUUUCAAGUACACGGUUCAGGAGUCCCGAGAGAUGUUUCCAAGAUCUUUCAUCCGACUGCUGCGUUCCAAAGUGUCCAGGUUUUUGAGGCCUUACAAGUGACUCUGCCCACAUGCCAUUCAGUACAGAUGUUCCAGUGGUGGACUUGGGAUGGAGCUGCAUGCCUUCUGCAUGCCAGCACACAGUCGGGUAUUGCUGUCUCCAGUACCAGUGACUCGUUAGAGUUCAAUUUUUAUAGAUAAUACAGAUAUUUUGGUAAAUUGAACUUGGUUUUUCUUUCCCAGGAUGGUGGAUGUGGACUGAGAAUGGCUUUGGGUUGCACCUGCUUCUCAGUGCUGUGGGCAGAUGUCUUGGAUUCAGCAGGGGCUGGCUGAGCUGGGCUUUGGUCAGCCUGGGUGAUACUCAUCUGUCCUUCCUUGUUCUCACUCCUCCUCAAGGGGGCUGUGCUGGAAAGGAGGCCACAGACGGGGCUGCUUUGUCGGGAACUUCAGCUUUCUCCAGAGUGGCCCUUCUUAAGGAGUCCUCUGUUGCCAUGUGCAGGCUCUGACCACCCAGGGCAGGAAGGAAGGGUGGGAGGAAGAACCCUCCAGGUGCCUUUACUCACCCUGGACCUGGGAGGACUCAGUUUCUCCACAGCCUUCACCAACCUGUAUGAACUAAGUUUGAUCCCAGGAGAUUGAGUUCUAAGCAGUGAUCAUUAAAAAGUACUUAAAAGAGAAAGAAUUAGAAAUAAAAAGGUAAAACCUAAGCACUUCUGUGGCCAUAAUAAUGUGGACCUAUUGACAACCUUCCCAGUUGCCAGUUUCCACUCCGUGACAGAUGUACAGUGCUGUGCCUUCAGACUGCAUUAGGGAUGGAGAGUUCAGGUCAGUUGUCAUCUCCUUAGUGGAUGAGAGUCACCUACUGCCAUGAAAAGGAGAUGAGGAGUACUGUCUGAGCAGUACUGCCAAGAUGUCCUACUUUUCCAGGGGGGUAGGGAGGUGGGGGUCCUGCCACAUGGGGUCAGAGGUCAGAUGGAAUGUGGUAAGGACCAACCUGCCAUGUUUACCCUCCUUCCCACUCCUCAAGGUCAGGGACUGACUCUGCACCGAGGAAAUGAGUAGUUCCACUAAGAGUGAUCUUGUUCUCUUGCUGGUGACAUGACUGCCAGAAGCAGCUACAAAAUUCCAGGCCUCUAAGUGCCAUCGAAUCACCUCACUUUUGGUUGGCACAGACAGGUCUCACAGUUACUUACUCCCACAGGAACUUGAAUUUUCAAUAUUACUGAAUUUUUAAAAAUGCAAAUCCAAGGCAAAAAUCUCAUCACAAUGACUAAAAAAGGACCCUAUAAAACAAACUGCCAUUUCCCUAAUGAAUAGAGUGAACUCACAUAACCAUAGUGUUAUCUCAGUAACAAAUAAUUCUGUAUGCAAUCAAUUCUUUAUACCAAAGUACUAAAUAAUACGUUUAAAAUAUUUUUGAAGAAUACAAAGGCUAUUUCAUUAUUGUUGAACUCCUUUUUUCACUUCAGUUUUUUUUAAAAAAAAACUUAUUAUAUUUAGUUUUUUGAAAGUCCUAAUCAAACUUUCUUCUUUAUUUGGAUGGAUCCUCAAUUUCCACUAUCAGAUUUCUCUUCAAAAGUUUGAACACCUUCAUUUAAAAAAACAAAACAAAACAUUAAACAAGCACUUGGAAUUUGUUGUACUGGAACUUGCCGUGUUUAGCUGAGUCUAACAAUAAGUAACUCUGUCUUCAUGAGCAUUGCUGAUUUCACAAGAAGGCUAGGAAUGGGAAUACUCUAGGACUUGGAAGGAGGCUGCAUAAGCCCUGGUCACUGUGACGUGUCCUCCAGGAGCAGGCCCAUGUACCAGAGCUGUGCUCUGGGACAAGCCCGAAGCUUCUUCUCUAUACUAAGAGAGGUACCUUAGGUAGCCACCCUAAGAGAUGCUUCGGUCAUGUUGGAAGGCUGGCUGGCUGGGGCCACUGUUGCUACCUGCUGAAUCAAUAAACAUUAUGGAACAUCUGCUCUGACCUAGGCACUGUUCUAGGCCCUAAGGGAUGCACAGUGACAAGAGAGACAAGGUCCCUGCCACAUUUUAGAGGGAAGAAACAAACAAUAAACAAAUAAAUAAACAUGACAAGUAUCAGCUAAUGAUAAAUGCUAUAAUGUAAAUUAAAACGGGUUAAUAUAACCAGAUGACUGUGUGGCUACAUUGGGUGCAAAGAUUGUGGAAGGCCGCUCGGAGGGAAAUGACAUUUAAACUGAAAACUAAAUGUCAAGAAGGAACCAGCCUUGGGAAAAAGCAGAGGGAAUAAUAUCCCAGAUAGAGGAAAACCGAGUGCAAAAGCUCUCGGGCAAGAACAAGCAUGUGUGUGCAUCACAGUCUAGUGUGAAGGCAAGUGGGACGAGAGAGGCUGAGGAACUGGACAGGGGCCAGAUCACGUCAGGCUUUGUUCGGGCUUAAUUCUAACUAUGUUGUGGAGCCUUUUUAAGUAGAGGAUUUUAAGCAGAAGGGUUUAAGCAGAAGAAUGACAUGCUCUAACUUAUGUUCUUAAAAGAUAGCUCUGGCUACUGUAUGAAGAAUGGAGGCAGAGAGAGCAGUUAACAGGCUACUGCAAUAAACCAAGUGAUCAUACAGUUGGGAAAUGAGACUAUUGUCUGGAAUUAGGGUGGUAGUACUGGUGAUGAGAGAAGUAGAAGGAUUCUGGACAUGUUUUGGGGGAGAGUCAACAGAACUUGCUGAUCAGGAUUGGCUAUAAGAGGUGAGGGAAAGACACCAAUCAAAGACACAUUGCUUGAGAAUCUGGGUAGAUGGAGAAGACAGGAGGAGGAGUAAGUCUCUGAUGUGGCAAUUUUAAAGCAUAUCUGCAUAUUCUGACCCUCCUUCCAUGGAAAUUUGGGGUCUGUGUCCUCUCAUCCUUGAAUCUGGGCUCAUGACUACUUGACCAGAAUUAUUCAGCAGAAAUGACAUUAUGCCAGUAUCUGGACCCAGGUCUUAAGAAAUUGGUAGUUUCCACUUCCUCUUUCUUUAAACACUCACUCUUGGUGCUCAGUCAUCAUGCCUUGAUGAAGCCAUAGCAACCCCUGGAGAAGCCAUGUGGAAAAGAACCAAGCCCCCCAUCACUACCCCACCACCACCACCACCACACAUACAUACAGGUCCAGUGGAGCCCCCAGGUGGCAGCAAAACUUGCCAGCUAUGUGAGUGAGCCAUCUUGGAAAUGGACUCUCCAACCUCAAGUUGAGCAGAUGCUUCAUGGAACAGUCCCUAUCAAGCCCUACCUAAACUGCAGAUCUGUGAGCAAAAUCAAUGAUUAUUGUUGGUAAAAGCCACUAGGUUUGGGGGUGGUUUCUUAUUCAGUAAUAAGAAACAGGAAAGGGGGAGAAGAUUGGGAGUUCUACCUUGGCCAUUCUAAAUUUGAGAUGCCUAUUAGACAUCCAGGGAGAGAGUUCAAAUAGACAGCUGGUUAUGUGAAGUACCAGGAGGAGUCAGAGCUGAAAUAUAAAUUUUAGUGUCACAGAAUAAAAACAUGAGCCUGGCUGAGGUCUGGGGAAAAGCGUGUAGAUAAAAACCAGGGAGAUCCGAAUCCUGGAAUUUCCUAUGGGCAAAGAGACCAUGAUUUGGGGGAGCUGCUUAGUAAGUAAACAGGAAGAGGUCAGAGCUGAGCUUCUACCUUCCCUCCAAGAGAGCUAGUUCUGUGGGUGAAAAGUGAGGGGGAAUGGAAUCUGUACAAGUCCUUCCUUCCAGCUGUGGUUAUUAUUCUUUAGUCAUACUGAAGUACUGCAUUUACGGAUUUAGCAAUUUGGUUGCCCUUGAGUUUCCAAUGCUAAUAAAAGAAUUUUCUCCUUUUCACACUAACAGAUGAUUAUCUUCACUUUGGAAAAUUGCUUCCUCUGAAUCAUUCUGUGAGCUGUUAAGUGUGUCGUCUGUAGGCACUCACUGGAUUUAGGUUUGCAGGUUUUAAAAUGUCAUAUGGUAACUUGGGAAAGGUGGUGGCUGCAUGGCAUGAAGCCAGGACUCAUUUGCCCUCUGGCAGAUCUCUGCAGUAAGAUGCACCAGAACUAUUGCCUGCUGCAGACCACCAGAGCUUGCGGGCCUGUGCCCUAGAAAGCCCAGGGGCCCAUACCAGGCCCAGCCACUAUCUUCUCCUCAACCCAGAUGAGGUGUUUGCUAUAGGACUGUCAGCAGCUCUGCUUCCUUCAACAUAGCAGGAGGGGUCCUGGGAGCUUUAUCCAAUUCUAUGCCACCCCUAGCCAGCAUUUGGGAGGCAGAUGGUUAUGGUGAGUCUGAAAUAAAGCAACUCCUCACCAAGUAGAGGAAGCCUUCUUACCUAAGGCCCACUACUAGGGAAGGCAUCAGCUACCUCUGAAUCCAGGUCCCAGGAGUGGCUGGCAAGAGCCCUUCCACAAGAAAUUGGAGGCCUUGGCAAAGUUCCCUUUCUGUGACCAUCUACUCCAGUGACUUGUGAGCCCAGCUCAGGGGUGUCCUGAACAUGCUACUCUGUCUCCUUCCCCCUUUGGAUGGUCCUGAUCAGCAUGCGGGAGGCCAUCUUUGGUGGCCUACUGGCCCAGCAGGUCUGCACCUGUGAUUGAUGUCAGUGAUACAGCCACAGAGACAUCACUACUCACCAUGGAUCACUUUCCAGAGAACACAUAGGGUCAAAAUAGAUUUAGAAAGCGAAACCACUUUAAUUCACAGUUAAGUUGCUCUAGUUGAAUAAAAGGGUUAGAAAAUAAAAACCACCUACUACCAACAGUGAUAACAACUCUGCAUUGCUUGAUUUUCAGAGUAUCUCAUAAAGGCAAUGAGACUGCAGACCUUAGUUACAAAUAAUUCUUUAUGUGUUUGCUCAUUCAUUCACUUAUGCAGUAAUUAUUUAUGAAGGCCUCCUAAGUGCCCGGUUUGCAGUAGCUGGGGAGAAAGCAGUGAACAAAAUAAAGCCCCUGCCCUCGUGGAAACUAGAUUCUAGCUGAUAGACAAUAAAUAUGUAAUGUACAGUCAAGUAGCGAUAAGUGUUGUAAAGAAAAUAAAGAAGGGCUAAGGGGUGGGAUGGGAGUUGCUAUUUUAGAUAGCGUGAGCUCAUCCUGGAGUCAUGAAUCCAGGCCCCUCCCAGGGCACUGGCUCCUCAAAACAAGCCUGGGAGCACGGGCCCUGGCAAGCUCCUUUACUGGCCCAGCAAGAAUUUGUCAUUUCAUCUCACGCUAGGCUAACCAAAGCUCCAAGUUGUGAACAGCCAUUUCGCAAUUUCUAGUCCAGGUGCCACCUAGUGGUCAUAGAAAAUGGAACUGUCUUGGAGUUUAAAUGCCCAUAGUUCAAGGGAAAAUGUUACCAAUGGGGUAUUGAAGGCCAGAGCUGUGGUUUAAUAACUGAUUUAUUGUAUGGUGUUUGAUAUAGCUCUCAGAGUGUAGAUCUUUUAGAUCUUUUAGUUUAGAUCUCUUCUUUCCCUCUGCCUAGCCUAAUGACUAAUGACUGGAAGGGAAGCCAUUGAUUUAGGUCAUUUCAAACUAUCAACAAUGCUCUGCAUCACGCACACACACCCACAUACAUUCGUUCAUUCAAUGCUUGUUAUGAUCUAGGCACCAUGUGAGGCUGGAUAUACUUUGCAGAGAGAGGGUAGAAAAGGAGUUUUAAAAAUGAGGAAAAAUUUCAUUCCAUAAUAGUAAUCUUGUGCAUUGUCCCACCACAUGUAGUUCCAGGAGCUACCAUACCUACCUCAGUUAGACCAUUCUCUGAUCCCAGAUUUUAUCCUAGGAAUGAAGGAUAACUUUUGAAAAAAGGAUAACUUUUUUCCUACAUGAGACAAAGGUAGGAAUACAACUCCACCUCAAAUCUGAGCUUUGGUGCUGGUCUUGGCUUAUUACACACUCUGAGGUUGAAAAAAAAUGAACAGUUGUUAAGCAGGAAAUGUCCCAGGGAGGACAGAACCCAGCAAUGUGUGACAUGGCCACAUGCCUCAGAAGAGUGUUGUGGGAAGUGUGAGCUUGGGGGUGAAGCCUGGCCAGGCGUGCUGUGCUCAGCCCUCUGCAGCCUUAUGGGGGUAACUUGCAACGCAUGACUGAAGAUUGGUCAUUGUCACAUGGUGCCAGUGUGGCUGUGUAUAUAAUGCCUGGUCAUCUGUAUAAAACUGUCAACCAUGUAGUAAGAAUUAUGCCUGGAAUUUAGAUGUUAGAUUCAAGUGACUUGGCUUGAGAAAGGAAGGCAACUUUAACAGGUGUCUCCAGUGAUGUGGGUGCAAGUAUAAGAAGCUUGGUAAGCCCUCUCAGGGCUUCCCAUGAGGAACAGGGGUGAUUCAAGCAAUAUCACACACCGAUCCCCCCCCCCCCCCAAUAUUCCUAAUGUGCUUUUCUGAGAAUGCACUCUCUCCACUUAUCACAGUGACAGGUAACAUCUCUAAGAUUCAUGUAUCAUAAUGCUCAUUUUCUCCAAGACUCCCAUUAUGUCCUCUGUAGUACCUGGAUUUAUAUUCCAGCUCUGCCACUUACUAGCUAUGUGAACUUGCUUGGCUCAUUAACUUCCCUGCCUCAGUUUCCUCAUGUGGUUAAUAAGGUUAAUGAUAGUACCUACCAAAUAGGAUUGUUGUGAGAAUUAAAUGAGCUCAUAACAUGGAAAAGCUCUUGGAACAGUGCCUGGAAUAUAGUAAGAGCUCAGUAAAUGUUAACUAUCAUCAUAUCAUCAUCAUCAUCACCAUUGUCAUCAUUACCUCCCAAUUUUUGAGACUUGGGACAUUAAAUCCAAGAUAGAGUCUUUAAAGGGAUUCACACUCUACUGGUUUCUCCCACUCCACUGAAACAGAAAAGGAUUUCACUUGGAAGCAGAAAGAAAAGCCUGCAAUGUCUGAUUUGGUUCUCACAUAAGACCCUCUGAAAAACCCUCUCCUCCUGAGCCGGGAAGGUGAACAUGCUUCUCUAAUCCCUAAGACUAGUUCUCUUAGGUCAGGAACAGUGCACAUACACACACAAAUACACAAACACAGAGGCCUGACAAUCCUUCAUCUUUUCUUAUUUCCAAUCUUCAGCUCCUAAUGCAUGAGGAUGGCAAUAUAUCUCCUUGCUAAGCUCAGAAUCACACAUUCUCAACUUUGAUAUUUCUAGCAUGGCAAAGUCUAACUUUUGACCCCAAGAAAGCAGUGUUCAGGGCUGUACGUGAAUAAGGUCAAUAAGGAGACUCACUUUAGCAGGAUGUAAACUCAUGGCCCCGAAGAAACAGUGAAUACUUUCCAUGAUCCCACAUCGUUAAUGGGACAAAGCCCCUAUUUAAGGCAUGAGGGCAGAGACCUGGCCAUUGUGCAGUGUGCACCUGGGAGAGCACAGAACUCAAAGCUGAAUGUGCUAAUGGAGUGUGGACAGCCUGGGAAGGGAGAAUUUCAUCUUUUUAAAAAAUCAUGAAUGGCAGGAGAAAAUGUAAUUAUACAGUGGAGAAUUUAGAUAAUACCUUUACCAAAUUAUCAAAAUUAGCAUCUCCAAUAAAGGACAGAUGGAUAUUGUAUGCCUCCAGAUGUGAUACACUGAGAAGGAUAUAAUAUCACCUAUACAGUACUCAGGCCAAGAAUGCAUAGCUUCAAUCUAAAUACAAGGUGUGCUGCUUUGAAUCUGUUAUGAAACCCCAUAAAAGACUAUGUUCUUAUAAUCUACUCUUAUGGGGGCAGACCCAUUGUGGGUGGGAUCUUUUGAUUAGGUUGUU